AAGAGCAUCAUAACGAUCAACGAUCCAUUAUGAACAAGCUACUCGUUGCUGUCCUUCUCCUGGCUUUCAUUGCUCAGGCACAAGCCUACUACCUCUACUACUACUACCCAACCAACAACAAUGGAUACCAAACGUACUAUUACUACCCGAAUAACAACAACAACAAUGGUCAAAACACAUACUACUACGAUAAUGGAAACAAUGGAAACACUGGAACCACCUAUUACUACUACCCGAAUAAUGGAUAUACUUACUACACCUAUCCAUACAACUACUACUACACUUAUGGACGAAAGUGAUUAAAGUGAAGAACACGCCCUUAUAUAAACUGCCAAUUUGUAAAAAGAAACUGCUCAGGAAUAGAACAUACAAUUGAAUAAAAAAUAUUUUUCAAACUCCUCCUCAUUGUUUUGAACUACGUAUAAAUUUAAAAAAACAUGUAACAAUUAUUUAUUCAAUAGAACAUUCCAAAAUAAAGCAAAUCAUUAUU
Molecule: messenger RNA, 490 nt
Organism: Caenorhabditis elegans
Lineage: Eukaryota; Metazoa; Nematoda; Chromadorea; Rhabditida; Rhabditidae
Gene: C01G10.6
Product: FIP (Fungus-Induced Protein) Related
Exons: 2
Coding region: 30-299 (89 amino acids)
Source: RefSeq, marked reviewed